CUACUGCCCUCUCUAGUUUUGCUUGCUACAUACAUUCGACGUGCAUUGUGGUGCUUGUUUUAUAGGCUAUCAACAACUCAGUAUUUUUGCAGUUAUUAACAGUUUCUCAGUGCUUAUUUUCAAUUAUUUAAAAUGAUUGAAGUAAUUAAACAUAAUGACUUGUCAGACGCUGAAGCUGCUGUUUACGACAGACAGAUAAGAUUGUGGGGCCUAGAUUCUCAGAAACGUUUGAGGCAUGCCAGUGUGUUAUUGGUAACAAUGAAUGGAUUUUCUGGAGAAAUAGCUAAGAACAUAAUUCUAGCUGGUGUAAAAUCAGUUACAUUUUUAGAUCAUCGAAAUUCCGUUCAAGAAGAUAUACAUACUCAAUUUUUGAUUGAUUCUGAUCAAAUUGGUAAAAAUAAAGCAGUUGCAUGGUUGAAAAAAGCUAACAAGUUAAAUCCUUUAGUCAACAUCAAAGCGGAUACUGAUAACGUUGAUGACAAAGAAGAUUCAUUUUUUGGUGAAUUUGAUAUUGUGUGUGUAACAGGAUGCACAAUUACUCAAAUGAAGCGAAUUAAUAGAAUAUGUCGUGAUUACGAUGUAAAAUUUUUUGCUGGCGAUGUUUGGGGAUCUUUUGGAUAUACUUUUGCUGAUUUAAACACCCAUGAGUUUUUAGAAGAGGUAAUUCAAACAAAAAAAUCCAAACAAGGAGAGGGAGAUGAACCAGAAACAAAGAAACAAAAAUUUGAUAAAGUAGUCAUUUCGUUAAAAAUGACUGAUACUUUUGUACCCUUUGAAAAAGCUAUAAGUAAUCAAAUUUUAUCUUCUGAUUCUGCAGAAUUUUAUAUAAUGCUGGCUAUGUUAAACUUUAGAGAAAAACAUAAGAGAGAUCCAGAAUCAGGUGAUAAGCCAAAAAUGUUAUUGAAAAAAGAAAUGGACGCUGUUGUUAAAAAUCAUGAGUUGAAUUUCACACUCGAUGAUUUAGUAACUGAAGAUUUAUAUGGUCAAGUUAGUCCUUCUUGUGCCAUUGUGGGAGGAAUUAUGGCUCAAGAAAUAAUCAAGACAAUUGCUCAGAAUGGACGACCACACAAUAAUCUUUUUGUAUUCAAUCCAGUAACAAUGAUUGGCCAAGUUUUGAAAUUGCAAUAAAUUUCGAGCAUAACUAUAAGU
Trichogramma pretiosum is the source of this 1149-nucleotide messenger RNA. It is a transcript of the gene Aos1, whose product is annotated as SUMO-activating enzyme subunit 1. Gene Ontology annotation, molecular function: SUMO activating enzyme activity. The transcript is spliced from 6 exons. Gene Ontology annotation, biological process: protein sumoylation. The record is from RefSeq and is a predicted model, not a curated record. The coding region runs from base 133 to 1128 and encodes 331 amino acids. NCBI's taxonomy places the organism in Eukaryota, Metazoa, Arthropoda, Insecta, Hymenoptera, Trichogrammatidae. Gene Ontology annotation, cellular component: SUMO activating enzyme complex; cytoplasm.